AUGUCUCCCCGACUCGGUACCUUCCUGUUGAAGGCCCUCGUUCUGUUGGGAUAUGCUCAUGCUUGGGGAGAGGAUGGUCACUCCAUCGUAGCGGCAAUUGCUCAGCGGAUAGUAUCUGAUAGAGUCAUUGAGGGGGUGAACGAAACACUUGGUAGAGGACAGGAUAUGAUAGGCGUCGCCUGUUGGGCUGACAAGGCCUCUCAUAGUGCUCAGUAUCGAUGGACAGCUCCCCUUCACUUCGUCGAUACUCCUACCAAGCAGUGCCAGAUGGUCUAUGAACGUGACUGCCGUGGUGACUUCUGUGUUAUUGGGGCCAUUUAUAAUUACACUAAUAGAGCUAUUUCGAAAAGCGUCUCUCGGGCGGAACGCGAGUUCGCCAUGAAAUUGGUGAUACAUUUUCUCGGGGACAUCCAUCAGCCCUUGCAUGUGGGUUUCGGGGGUGAUCGCGGGCGGAAGGAUUCCGAGUUGAUAGUGAUGAGGAUCUUUUUCACAAUUAGAGACGAGUUCGAGCUACGCGUUCAACGUCGUAGAGAGCACAGGAAGAUACCGCCGCAUCCUCCGUAUAGACAUAAAUUCGAGGAGAGAUGGCAUGAGCUCUUCGAGCACCUGUGGACAAAGCUGUCCAAGGGUGGGGAGUAUGCCAAGCACCGUGAGGAGUGGCUGGCACCAUGUCGACAGAAUGGUCUUCAAGAAUGCACCAAGACGAUGGCUGAAGAGAGUCUAGCAGUGGCCUGCACUGCAGCGUGGGUGUCCAUUACCCACCUCGUGUUUCAGUGGAGACGAUAG
Perkinsus marinus ATCC 50983 is the source of this 786-nucleotide messenger RNA. RefSeq lists its product as hypothetical. Gene Ontology annotation, molecular function: endonuclease activity; nucleic acid binding. The coding region runs from base 1 to 786 and encodes 261 amino acids. Gene Ontology annotation, biological process: DNA catabolic process. The transcript is spliced from 6 exons. NCBI's taxonomy places the organism in Eukaryota, Perkinsozoa, Perkinsida, Perkinsidae. The record is from RefSeq and is a predicted model, not a curated record.